AUGGGACAACGCCAGAAAGCCAAGGCCGCUGCACGCGUUGCUGCAGCAGCCAAUUCGCGCUCACCGUCUCCUAAACUUGGGUCCGAUGGUCCUGAAAAAUUUGUCGUUCCAGAGUUGUCGGUCAAGGACUGUCUGAGCGUAAUUCCACCGCACUGCUUUGAACGAUCGGCGCUUCGCUCGUUCUCUUAUGUUGCAAUGGAUUUGCUCUCUUGGGCGCUUUCCACCACACAGCCUCUUCCUAAGAACUUGCAACCUAUAGCCCAGAGUCUUUCACCGCACUUGUAUUCGUUUGCACGAUUUGCUGGUUGGCAGGUUUACGCUCUUGGUGCGGGGCUUGUAGGAACUGGUCUAUGGAUCAUCGCCCACGAAUGUGGGCACCAAGCCUUUAGCACUUCUAAAACACUCAACAACGCGCCACGCGAGGCAUCAUGCCGCCACGAGCCACUGCACACGGGACGAAGCGUAUGUUCCAAGAACCAGAAGCCAGAAGGCCUUCCUCCUUUGGACCCUGCGAAGGAAGAUCUCGCCGGCGGAAGAGUUGACGAGAAAGUACAAGAGGAGUUGGUAGAUGCCUUGGGUGAUUCUCCUCUUGGGGCGGCUCUAGGAGUUUUCGCAUUGCUCCUAUUCGGAUGGCCUUUAUAUCUCAUUAUGAACAUUUCUGGCCAAAAGCAUUAUCCCGCGUGGACUAAUCAUUUCGUGCCCAAAGCCCCCCUUUUCCAACCACACCAAUAUUCUCAAAUCCUUUUCUCAGAUUUCGGUAUCUUUUUGUGGCUCGGUACACUCAUCUGGUGGUCGAUGCAACGUGGGUUCGCGGAGAUGUUCAGGGUCUACUUUGUCCCUUAUUUGUGGGUUAACCACUGGCUAAUUUUGAUUACGUUCCUUCAACACACGGAUCCUUUACUCCCUCAUUAUCGCCAGUCUGCGUUCACGUUCACCCGUGGUGCGCUCUCCACAAUGGACAGGAAUCUCCUAGGUGGAGAGGGGUUCAUCGCAUCUAUUACUGGAUGGCUAGGCGCCACACUUACUCACGGGAUCAGUGAGACGCAUGUUUUGCACCAUGUGUGCAGUAAAAUCCCCACUAUCAUGCCCUCGCGUCAUUUGAAGGCCCGCCUCGCUCGGGCUGGAUACAGUCAUGAAGGCCGACCAGGCACAUGGGGUGAAGUUUACAGAGUUUGGAAAGAGUGCCGAUUCAUUGAAGACGAGGGUGAUGUUGUAUUUUAUAAAAACGCCCGAGGACUCGCCGCUCGUCAAGCCGUGUUUGCUAACGAAGGGAUGAGUGACUCGGGGGUUGAUGUGAAGGAACAGAGUGAAUAG
Molecule: messenger RNA, 1314 nt
Organism: Rhizoctonia solani
Lineage: Eukaryota; Fungi; Basidiomycota; Agaricomycetes; Cantharellales; Ceratobasidiaceae
Product: Fatty acid desaturase
Exons: 8
Coding region: 1-1314 (437 amino acids)
Molecular function (GO): oxidoreductase activity
Source: RefSeq, a predicted model, not a curated record